Molecule: messenger RNA, 1464 nt
Organism: Lactuca saligna
Lineage: Eukaryota; Viridiplantae; Streptophyta; Magnoliopsida; Asterales; Asteraceae
Source: the annotation of a GenBank genome assembly
AUGGAUUGGGAUUCAGAAGACGAAGGAAACACAGACCCAUUUUUUGGUUUACGCGAGCCUUUCUCUGGUCUUAAUGAGAUGGAUUUUGAGCUUCAUGGCAUCUACAUGGAUCAUGAACCAGACGAAGAAUUCGUUACUCCAUUGGACAAGUUCCAUAAUGGGUAUCAACUCUACUUUGAAAAGUGUGACAGUACAAGAAUACUUGUAAGAUGUGGGAAAAGAAAUGAGGAUAAUGGUUGCCGUUUUAGACUGAAGUUCAAACUUGGCUCUAUGUUUACUCCUGAAUGGAUAGGUAGACACUACAUAACUGAAAUUGCAAAUAAACCUAAGGUGAAGCUUAAAGAGAUGAUUACUAACAUCAGACAAAGGUUUAGGUGUGCUGUGUCUAUAGGCCAAUGUCGUAGGGCAAAGAAGUGGGCCAAGGAGUUAAUUAAAGAUGGGAUAAACAAUUUUCAUAGGUUUUAUAUUGGUUUCAAAGAUAUAUGUGAAGGCUGGAAAAAUGGGUGUAAAAGAGUUAUUGGUUUGGAAGGGUGCUUUCUGAAGGGAGCAGUUAACUGGACAUGGUUCCUUGAGCUUUUAAGGGAUGAUUUAGAUCUUGAUAGUGGAAGAGGUUUGGUAGUGAUAUCAGAUCAACACAAGGGUCUGCUUGAAUCUAUGAAAGAUAUAUUGCCUCAUGUUGAACAUAGGAAUUGUGUUAUGCACAUUUAUGCUAACUUUAGAAAGACUUUCACAGGUUUGGAAUAUAAGAAGUUGUUUUGGGCUGCCUCUAUAAGUUGCACACAAGGUGACUUCAAAAGGCAUAUGGAAAGCAUCAAGAAAUUGAACCCUUCUACAUAUGAAUACUUGAUGUCAAAGCAACCAAAAACAUGGUCUAGAGCCUAUUUUGGAUCAUGCUAUACAUGUGAAGCAGUUGAGAAAGGGACUUCAGGGUGCUUCAACUCAAUAAUAUUGGAUGCUAGGAGAAAACCUUUGAUCACCAUGCUUGAAGAGAUACGGAUUUAUAUCAUGGACAGGCUGUGGGAUUUGGCUGACAUCCCUUGUGUGCAUACAAAUGCAUCAAUUAAUUUUAUCCAUCAAACACCAGAUGCAUACAUCAAUGCAUACUUCUCUAAAGAGAAAUUUAGGCAAUGUUACUCAACAAACAUUGAACCUGUUAAUGUAAGCAAUCUUUGGGCCCAAACUGAGUACAUUAAGCCAUUGCCUCUAAUGUCUAGGAGGAUGCCUGGUAGGCCUGCUACCAAAAGAAAGAGGCAUGUCAGUGAGAAGGAGAGCAAGAUUUCAACAACAAAAGUGAAGGUUGCAAUAACUACCAGAUGUGGUAAUUGUUUGGAAUAUGGUCAUAAUAAGAGGGCAUGUAAGAAUGAGAGAAAACAAUAUGUGCCCCCCCCCCCCACACACCAAAGAAGACAGGAAGGCCAAGAAAACAUCCCAUCCCCCAUGUAUUUGUUCCUAACCAGUCACUAA